AUACGUAUCUAAAACUGGAAGAUGUGACCCGUAAGUUUAAUAAGCCUUGCAUAAUGGAUGUAAAAAUAGGUCAGAAAAGUUACGAUCCAUAUGCUUCAGCUGAGAAGAUACAGCAACAGGUCAGCAAGUACCCGCUGAUGGAAGAGAUUGGCUUUUUGGUACUUGGCAUGAGGGUUUACCACGUCUCUUCUGACAGCUACGAGACGCAAAACCAGCACUACGGAAGGAGCUUGACAAAGGAAACAGUGAAGGAUGGCAUCUCCAAGUUCUUCCACAAUGGGUACUGCUUGAGAAAAGAUGCGAUAGCUGCCAGCAUUCGGAAGAUUGAAAAAAUUCUGGAGUGGUUUGAGGGCCAGAAGCAACUCAACUUUUAUGCAAGCUCAUUGCUCUUUGUUUAUGAAGGUUCAUGUCAGGCAACGACCAUGCGGCUGGGUGAUGUCACCUUGGCAGAGAAGAGAGGAGUGCCCAAAGGACUCUUAUCAGGUGGAGACAUACUGGAGUAUAAUAAUAAUAUUCAUGUAAUAAAUUCUACAGAGAAUGGGAAAAUCGAGGCCUCUGUAAGUAAAGGCUUGUCCAAAUUUUACGCACUUCACAAAAAGGCGUAUUCUAAGAGGCACCACAGUCAACUCUCACUGAAAGUGGAAAACUUGGAGCAAGGCAACGUGUGGAAGAGCAGCGCGUGCAUUACACAGGAGCAUCUGAAUGGGAAUGUUAUACCCCAACUGGAAAAAGUUUUCUGUCACAUGCCAGCAGAGAUCAAGGAAAGUGCAAACGUGGAAGUCCGAAUGAUAGAUUUUGCUCAUGUGUUUCCUAGCAACACAAAGGAUGAGGGCUACGUUUAUGGUCUGAAGAAUUUAAUCAGAGUACUUAAAAAUAUUUUGGAUAACUAAAUUCUUUGCUAUGGUUUUUACUGGGGGCCAAUGAUAAAGAAGAGCAACAACAUGAAGAAUUUCUGCACUUCUAAUGCUGUAUAACUGGGUUUGUAUCGUUCUAUAUUUUAUUUGUCUUUGUACUUUUGGUAGAAGGGUUUAACUUUUUAUAAUCUCACUCAGGAAAA
This is a messenger RNA of Mesitornis unicolor (brown roatelo), 1057 nucleotides long. RefSeq names its product inositol polyphosphate multikinase (gene IPMK). Gene Ontology annotation, molecular function: inositol tetrakisphosphate kinase activity; inositol-1,4,5-trisphosphate 3-kinase activity. The annotation marks the transcript as partial. Gene Ontology annotation, cellular component: nucleus; cytoplasm. The record is from RefSeq and is a predicted model, not a curated record. Gene Ontology annotation, biological process: inositol phosphate biosynthetic process. Lineage: Eukaryota; Metazoa; Chordata; Aves; Mesitornithiformes; Mesitornithidae. The transcript has 3 exons.